This is a messenger RNA of Protopolystoma xenopodis, 459 nucleotides long. Lineage: Eukaryota; Metazoa; Platyhelminthes; Monogenea; Polystomatidea; Polystomatidae. The record is from the annotation of a GenBank genome assembly.
AUGAUAGCAUGCUCUGAUAAUAUCCGUCAAGUGGCUGCUUUCACCGGAAUCGAAGGAGAUCACCUCGAAAACAGCGCCAACAAGAAGGUUCCAGUAAGGCCAAACGGCAGCUGGUCAAGAGGAAUCUGCUGUCGUCUUCUGGUGGGAUCUACCCUCAACACAGAAUGGGGGUCCUUUCAUGUGGUGGCUUUCGAGGGCCUUCCGCGUGUGCAUCUCUGGUUCUCAUCUUCCCUCGCCUGUUUGAGGCUUGAAUGUCUGACCUGCCUGUCCGAAUGGAAAGAACUGUUGGCUAUUUUAGCCUGUUAUGCUACCGUCAGUGCACAUGAAAUGCCGCUCCCAAAUGCGGGUCGUGCAGCAAAGAAGCGGAAAGCGGUACUGUUUUUUGCCUCGACUAGUUACAAACACGGGGUCCCUGUUGGUUGCCGUGACGAAGAGACGAAAAAAAUAGACGGUGUUUAG